AUGAGAUUUGUUGACAAGGGAAAGGCGGAAAGGUGUCGUGCACUCAAAUUCAACCGCUCCACCGGAGGGUCGUUCUCCUCCAUCGCAAUUUAUUCUCAGAAUCUCAAGAACUUUUCUCCAAUCUCCAUUUUGUCUACCCUUUCCCUCUUUCCUCAUUUCUUCGUCUCCCUGAAAUAGUUGAGCCAGGAUUAGGAACAUCCAUGGCGUCGUCGACCUACCAGCAGCAGCAGGUGGGCGUUCCAGCAAAGCUUCCCCUCCCUCUAGAUUACACCGUGAGGAAGCACGUAUUUAGUCUUAGCGGUGGCGAUUUCACGGUGGAGGACGCCCACGGCAAUCUUGCCUUCAAGGUGCGGGGUGGCAGCAGCUCCUACUUUACCGGCAGCGCCACCAAGCAGAAGCAGCUCUUCGUGCUUGAUGCAUCGGGGAACCCCCUCCUAUCUCUCUAUCAGAAACCUGGAGGAUUUGACUGGGAAUGUUGUAGAAGGAACUGGUUUGGAUGCGAAGAGUUGGUUUUCCGUGCAAGGAAGAGGCAGCAAGCAAGCAAGUGGGUGAAGGAAUUAGAGAUAUACCUUGGUUUAGAAUCUUUAGAUCCUAAACGAUGUUACUGCACUGGGAUGAGCUCCACGCCUUGGGACAUGUUAGUUAAAGGCAGCCCUUUUGCGAGAUCAUGUACCAUCUACAAGGGCAACAACAUCCUUGCUCAGUAUCUUUGUGCAGUCCAGUGCAUUGCACCAGCUCGGGAAAAAAGUCCUAUGGCGGCAUAAGUUUCGGCUGACUUUCUACUGUAAUAUAGACCAUGCUCUCGUUGUAGCGCUAGUUGCAAUAUUUUUCAAUGGAAUUAAUUGGAAAUAAUUACCUUUUUUGCUGUUC
Messenger RNA from Nymphaea colorata (pocket water lily), 870 nucleotides. RefSeq names its product protein LURP-one-related 7-like. The record is from RefSeq and is a predicted model, not a curated record. Bases 201 to 764 code for a protein of 187 amino acids. Lineage: Eukaryota; Viridiplantae; Streptophyta; Magnoliopsida; Nymphaeales; Nymphaeaceae. The transcript is spliced from 3 exons.